GUACUGGGCAAGGGUUGGAUACCGACGCGAGAUUAGCAGGUGCAUUAUGCUGCUCUGUUGCUUCUGACGGCCAGCGAUCGCAUGGUUGUGGGGUCCGGUGAAAAAAAGGAGCAGUGGGUUGUGUGUGUGUGUGUGUGCGUGCGUGUGUGUUUGUGUGUGCGAGUUGUGUGUGUUUGUGUGUGUGUGUUUGCGUCUCUGUGUCUGUGUGUGUGUCUGCCUGAGUGUGUGCUAGUACCGGGGAACGCCGGGCUCCCGAAGAUGCUCCAUGCUGGAAGGUGAACCGUGGCCCCGCAGAGUCUGCGAGGGGAGAGCCAAGGAGAGGAAGGCGAGAGGCCAGUCCCAGCAGAGUACCGGGCAAAGGGAUGUAAUGUAGCUGACUCAGCACCUCUCCCGCAUCGCCAAGUUCUCCCCGCCAGAUGACUGCUCCAUGACCGCCGGAUCCUGCAGCUGACGGGAGAAAGGGGGGAAUUUUUUUCUCCACCCAAAGCACUCGCCCUGUUUUUUCGGCCUCUUUGAUCCCUGGGCAAUGUGUUCCUGAUGUCUGUCUGUGGGCUGGAGAGCUUGGCAUUCUCUGCAGGAUGAGUGAGGGAGGUAUUUCUUCAGCCCCACCUGUUUUUCCUGUUGUUUCUGCAGACUCGGAAGGUGCUAAUCCGACAGAAGAGCAGGAGAGUUCUCCACCAUCCCGGGUUUUACACUGCAGUGGGUGCAUCGUGUGGCCUCGCCAGCAAACCUGGUUGUGCGUUGUUCCUCUCCUCAUUGGAUUCAUUGGGCUGGGACUCAGCUUGAUGCUGCUCAGGUGGAUUGUGGUGGGGUCGGUCAAGGAAUAUGUGCCGCCGGAUCAACUGGAAUCCAACCGCGUUGGGCAAGAUCCCAUCUUCCUCUCCAAGCCAAGCUCUGUCCCCAGGCAUCCAGAGACCACCGUGUACGCUGCUGCAAACCCUCCCGUCAGUACUGUUAGCCCCAGUACCCGGGGUACGAUGUCCAUCACGCCCAGACUCGCCACCCAGGGUACAAUCCACUCCACCACUGCCCUCCGCAGUCCCUCAACCCCAACGCCGAGACCAGGGGGCCCGCUCACCUCCAGCGCCCCGGGAACUUCGCCCUACCGCCUCACAUCUACUGCCACCCAUGGCACUCCCUGGCAGACAGUGCCCUAUUCUACCUCUUCAAGCAAAUUCUUCCUGCACGACUCCACGCCAUCCUGGACACUAUCGAAAUCGGGGGAAUCGACCACCGAUACUCACUCCGUCGCCAGGCCCAAAUUUCCUACGACCACCUACACAACUGAGAGGUCGGAGCACUUUAAGCCGUGCACAGAUAAGGACCUCGCCUACUGCCUGAAUGAGGGAGAGUGCUUCAUCAUUGAAACCCUCACUGGAAAUAACAAACACUGCCGGUGCAAGGAAGGAUACCAGGGUGUUCGCUGUGACCAGUACCUGCCGAAAACUGACUCAAUCCUAUCUGACCCAAGUAUGUGGAAUGUUUUCUUCCUUCAAUCAGAACAUCUGGGAAUAGAAUUCAUGGAGAGCGAGGAUAUGUACCAGCGACAGAUCAUGUCAAUAACCUGCAUCACCAUCGGACUGACAGUGGUCGGGAUGCUCUGUGUGGUCCUUUACUUCAAAACAAAAAAACAAAGGCAGAAGCUGCGUGAUCAAGGCAAGGAGAUCCGCUUUGCAAAAAGUUACAGUCUGAACACCACUGAAGUGAGCAGACCAGACAGUCCUCGUCAGAACGUACUACCCCUGGAAAAGUACACAAAGCCUGACAACAAUAUAGGGGAAGAACGGCGAAAAGUUCUGGAGUCACAGUUCUCAGCUGCCGGUUUGUCCCCAGCCAAGUCUUCACCAUCGCAAAAAUCAGUGGGGAAACCACAGAGGUAUUGCCCUUCCUCGUCUCUUAGCCCAAGACAGCUGGGCAGAAUGUCGUCGAAGGUCAGCCCUCGUCCCUCGCCUCCUCUACUCCACAGUUCCAAGAGUUCAGUUGGAGAAGGACAAGCCUCAAUGUCUCCCAGUACCAACAGCCAGAUCCAAGAUCAACUUUCUUCAGCCAAUGACUCGUUAGACAGCAAACGAGCUGCAACCACUUGCCGGAAAUCCCCUGAAAGUUCCCGUGACGUGUGUCCUGCCACCUCGCACCGACCCGUCCAGCUGUGCACAUUGGAGCUCAGAGAUAAAGGUACGUCUCCGCAGUGCUGGACGGCCUCGGUCCCUGUCACCCCUUUGAUGGGGGAGAAGAGUUGUGUCCAGGUACAAGUGGAGAGCCAGGAAUGUGGCUGCACAGAGCACGGUCCGCACUCCUACCCGGCUGACCUGAUGAGUGUGAGCGCGCCCAACACCCCACUCCACGCGGCCGAGGGUCAACAAGUGGAGAUGCUUCUUCAGACGGUACAGCGACAGAUCCAGAUCCUGGCUUUAGCCAGCCGCAAGCCAGAGGACUAUGAACUGAUCAACGAGUGUGAAGAGGCAGCUGGAGAAAACACUGCUUUCCUGCCCGUGGCUUCAGCCGAAGAGGUGCCGUUUCUGCUGAAGAAGGAACAAUGCAGAGACUGUGACCUAGGAAAGUGACAUUCUGCUGUCUGUACCUUCAUUGCAUUGUGAACCUGGGCAAAAGAAAAGAAUAUGAAAAAAAGGAAAAUAAUUUAUAUGCAUUUAUUUAAAGCAUUUAAUUAGAAACCAAAUAGUCUGUUGCCCCCAUAGUGGUUUAUGGAAACUAUUUUGUAUUGUUUUAUCAGAUAAUGUUUCUUUAUUUCUGGUGAAGAUCUUAGUGCCUAUUGUUCGCAGUGGGUGUAUAUUGGGAUGUGCUGUGUUUCACCAACUCCCAGCACGUCCACCGCUGACACAGCCUCACAUUCUGAACAGAGCCAAGUCCUGGGGGAGGUUUCCACUGGCAGAGACAAGGGGUACAGGGACUGGAGUGAGCUGGGCCUCAAGGGAGUGAUGCGCCCACCGGAUAUGGGAACCCUAACCAGAAACGGUUGAUGGCGAGCUACACGCACGCUGUACCGCUGGCGCCAGAAUGGGAUUAACCGCUGAGUCUUGUGGAACAGAUUUCUAGAACAGCCAUGUGCUGGAUCUGAGCAAUUAAACUGUUAACGAAUGCCCCUGUUGUUGACCCUGGAAACCCCCGGUUAACAGCUGUGUGCUGCCCUUGUUGACCCUGGACACCCGUGCAUCAGCUGUGUGCCCCUGCUUUGACCCUGGAAACCCAGCAUUACAGCUGUGUCCUUUGCUGUUGAUUCCAGGAACCAGGUUUAACAACUGUGUACCCUACUGUUGACCAUGGUCACCCAGUGUACCAGCUGUGUUCCCUUCUGUUGACCUUGGUCACCCAGUGUACCAGCUGUGUUCCCUUCUGUUGACCAUGGUCACCCAGUGUACCAGCUGUGUUCCCUUCUGUUGACCUUGGUCACCCAGUGUACCAGCUGUAUUCCCUUCUGUUGACCUUGGUCACCCAGUGUACCAGCUGUGUUCCCUUCUGUUGACCUUGGUCAACCAGUGUACCAGCUGCGAGCCCCCUCUGUUGACCUUGGUCACCCAGUGUACCAGCUGUGUGCCCCUGCUGUUGUGCAGUUUAGUGUGAUUAUGGGGCUGUGGCUGGUGUAAUAAGGAGGGACAUUGGUACUGGUGCCCUAGAUUCCUCAGCAAUAGAUACCCAACUCCAGCUACCAAGACAUAACUCUCUCUAAAUUGCCCCUCAAUUGAGUAGAAUUCAGAAUGAGUCCAAGUGUACACCGCUGGAUACGCUGCAGAGGACACAGAGGUCAAACAGCAGAUUGUCAUGCGGUUCUAAUGUAGCAUGGCUUGAUUAUCGGAAUAAUUCUACAUAGUUCCAGUGCUGAGGCUCAGAGCAGUGAAAUGAUGGCACUCCCAGUGCACCCCACCCCUUCCCUCUGCUCCCCUUCUACUCCCCCUCCCCACUACUCCCCUCCACCACCUCUGUCCAUUAUACACACUACACAAGGCAAGGUGCCCUAUGGAAGCGAGAGGCUACACACCUCACUAAUGCCAUGUCAGAGUUAAUGUGACUGAAGCCGGUAAUCAGGGCCCAUUCAUCACACAACCUGGUGGAACCCAUGGUGUACGAAUUAAAAAACAGUUUAAAAACUU
Messenger RNA from Pristis pectinata (smalltooth sawfish), 4106 nucleotides. RefSeq names its product pro-neuregulin-3, membrane-bound isoform-like. Gene Ontology annotation, biological process: animal organ development; nervous system development; intracellular signal transduction. Lineage: Eukaryota; Metazoa; Chordata; Chondrichthyes; Rhinopristiformes; Pristidae. The transcript is spliced from 9 exons. The record is from RefSeq and is a predicted model, not a curated record. The coding region runs from base 579 to 2564 and encodes 661 amino acids. Gene Ontology annotation, molecular function: chemorepellent activity.